UGAUGUCUGGGGAGGCAGAAUCUAUUGAGGCUAAAAUAGAAGAUUUGAAGGUUGGUGAGGUGAACCAAGCUUCUGAACAGGGUGAUGGUGCAGAUGAUGAUGCGAAGGAAGAUAUUGUCGACCCGUGGAAUGUAGCCACUUCAUCCAGCAAAGGAAUAGACUAUGACAAACUUAUUCUUCGAUUUGGGAGCACCAAGAUAGAUGAUGCAUUACUGGAGAGAUUUGAGAAAAUAACUGGUCAUAAGCCACAUCAUUUUCUUAGAAGAGGGAUCUUCUUUUCACAAAGAGAUGUCCAUCAAAUCCUUACACGUUAUGAAGCAAAGAAACCUUUCUUUCUCUACACUGGAAGAGGACCCUCUUCUACAUCUAUGCAUGUUGGUCAUCUUAUUCCAUUUAUCUUCACCAAGUGGCUUCAGGAUGUAUUUGACGUGCCUCUAGUCAUUCAGCUGACUGACGAUGAAAAGUUUUUGUGGAAGGAUCUCAAAGCUGAGGAAGCUCAGAAGCUGGGUUAUGAGAAUGCCAAGGACAUCAUCGCCUGCGGGUUUGAUGUCAACAAGACUUUCAUCUUCUCAGAUAUGAAUUAUAUUGCAUCAUGUCCUGAAUUCUACCGUAACAUGUUAAAAGUACAGAAGUGUGUAACAUAUAACCAAGUGAAGGGUAUAUUUGGUUUCGGUGACAGUGAUUGUAUAGGUAAAAUCAGCUUUCCAGCCAUUCAAGCCUCUCCAUCAUUUAGCAAUUCAUUCCCAGCGAUAUUUGGGACAAAGAAGGAUAUCCCAUGUCUCAUUCCAUGUGCAAUAGAUCAGGAUCCAUAUUUCAGGAUGACGAGGGAUGUAGCACCCCGCCUAGGGUACCCUAAACCAGCUCUCCUUCACUCAACCUUCUUCCCUGCCCUGCAGGGGGCACAGACCAAGAUGAGUGCUAGUGAUCCCAACUCCUCUAUCUUCCUAACGGAUACACCUAAACAGAUCAAAACAAAGAUCAACAAAUAUGCUUUCUCUGGUGGUGGAGCUUCUGUUGAAGAGCACAGGGAAAAGGGUGGUAACUGUGAUGUUGAUAUCGCAUACCAGUAUCUUACAUUCUUCUUAGAAGAUGAUGACAGAUUAGCAGAACUGGGAGAGGAAUACAGCAGUGGCCGUAUGCUGACGGGUGAACUCAAGAAAGACUUGAUCACCAUCCUGCAGAAGAUGGUUGCUGAAAUUCAGGAGAGGAGAAAGACCGUGACCGACGACCUUCUCAAAGAGUUCAUGACCCCCAGGAAGUUAAACUUCAAGUUAUGAUUCAGGGUCAUCAUCAUGUAGGUUUAGUAGCUUUACAAAUUCAUAUUCAUAGAGUAAUGUUUAUUGCAUUCUUGAAAUUUUCCUGAACAAUCCCAGAAAACAUGGGAGAGGUUUACAGUUGACCAUGAGGUCGUUCCUGAAGGUUACUGUUGGGUGGUAGAGAGAUAGAGAUGAAAAUGAAAGGGGAGAAAGAGAAAAUAAGGUGUAGCCUUGGGAAGCGUUUCAUGAAAAGGCUUGUCAGACGAUUUCUCCAAUCCUCUUUCAUCUGACAAUUACCACAGUAACAGCGCUUCCCAGUAAAUAAGAAUUGAGGAAAGUUGUCAUAUCUGACAACAUGUCAGACAGAAAAUGUUGAUGAAAUGCUUGCAUGAAAAGAUCAUCAAAUUCCAGAAAAAUGUCAUCUAUUAAGUGAACAUAUCUCUCAAUUCAAGAGAAGAUGUUGUGUUUGAAUUGAAUCACCAAUUGACCAUAUUAUCAAGUCCAGAUAUGACAAUCUCCAGGAUUUUGCCUGGUUUUAGGCCCCAACAACUUCCCAUUUUAGGCAUUUUUCAGGCUUUAUAUUGUAUUACACAUAUCAUCGGUGAGCUGGUAAAACUUGGUUUCAUAAAAUUUGACAAACUUUCGAAAAGCUCAGAAAAAGCUAGAUAUUAGAAUGAUAUUAAUAGCAUCAUUCUUUUGCUUAGAAAGGUUUCUCUACAGCAAUUAGCAGAGCGUUUUCAGAAAUGUGAGGCUGCUGCCACCAUCAUAUUUCAAAAUACAACUUUUUCUGACCUGUCCUCAUUUUUUGUUGUUGAAAAUUUUAAAAUAGAAGGUUGUAAUAGCCCACCUAGGGUUUUAAUGUGUUCUGGCUGUGGUGAUAUUAAAUACCCCUGACUUGUAAUAAACCAUACACCACCAACAGCUGGAGAGGAUAUUGCAUAGGGAUGCACAUUAUAGACAAGGCGAUCCCCAUGUGAGUCAUCCCAAUAUGAGUCAUAAGGAUCAUGCUUUUCAACUUCCAUAUCAAAACCAAAAGAAGAUCAAUUUGAUCUAUGUAACCAUGAAUAUCAAUUUUUGGGAUAAUCUGUUUAUUGGUUCAACAAACUUUAUAUUAAUCAAAUUACAAGUCAAAAUUUUAUGACAAGUUGAACAAUAUCAUACUUAAGUUAAUCUGUUUACUGAGUUAACAAACUCGAUAUUACUCUUUUAAUCAUGAGAUGAACAAAUAUUUUGGUGGAAGUAUAGUGAUAUUCAUAAGCAUAUAAUCAUGUCACCCUGGACAUGUUAACAUCUUCCUGCAGUCUUCAUGUUUUUCAUCCUUAUUACUUCUUGAACUAAUAAUAAUAAUAAUAAUGAUGAUAAUAAAGUUAAAUGCAGGGCUCCUGGCUUAAAGCCGGGAAAACAUUGCUCUGUUAUUAUUAUUAUUAUUAUUAUUAUUAUUUUAAAAAAAAUCUGUGAGAACAAUGAGUCUACAGAGAUGUUUCAUAAAGAUUUAAGUCUGAAUGAAAUGUCUUUUUUUUAUUUACAUACUGGUACUUACAAGAAAAAUAAUUCACAUCCAUAAAAACUAUAUGUCUGUUACCUACCCAAAUAUUGACCUCUAAACCGAGAGAUAUGCCACCAGAGAUCAAAGUAAAGUUCCUGUAUUCAUAUAGUUAAGUAAUUAUUUAAGUUUAAGUGGGAAAUUCAAGAUUGAUACUGCAUGUAGGGUGUGGCCACUGACCCUCGAUUUCGAAACUUUGGCAUCCAAACGCUUAUAGGUUUUGGAAGCAUAACAUUUAUUUAGGAUUUUUCUGGAGAGAGAGUGUAAAUUGAUUUCCCACAGCUAAGAUUGAUCUAUCAAUUGCAAACUUAAAAUAGAGUAUUUGCAGUUGAUUGCAAGUGUUUUGUGACACCCCCUUAGAGAAUCCAUAAUAAGCAAAAUUAUGCAAAGAUUUUUAGACCGUUGCGUAUGAUGAAAUAUGGUUGAUAUUAUCAAUUUUUUAUUUCAUUCUGGGGUCUAUAGAAGUAUUGAGUCAUUGGCUUCACUCACCAAAUAUGCAAUAAAGGAAUUUCAAUGCCCUACUGCUUCUGUGACAAAGCCCCAUGUAUUUUGUAACUUUUGUAUAAAGCUGGUCUGGAAAAUACCAGCCCAAGAAAGAUACAUGGUGUACCUUGAAACCUACUACACUAUUCUUCUUCGCCAUGGAAACCUUCAGAAGUUACAAAAUACCAGCCAAUGUCCGCAAAUGAUUAUCAAUAUAAAUCAGAAAAUGUUUGUAGGUAAAAUGAUUAUCAAUAAUCAGAAAAUGUUUGUAGCUAAAAUUUCUUGGGUAAUGAUUUUUUUUAAAUUGGAGGAAUUCACACAUGCGCAGCGAAGCGAAAAAUGCGAAACAACUUUUGAAAAUACGAAAUUGUGCUUUUUUGGCAUGUAUGUUAGAUGUUUGAAUCCUCAUAUCCUGGUAUAUACCUUAGAUGCCGGAAUCAUAAAACCACAAAGUGGAGGAGGGGGUUUAUCGCCCACAGGAAAUUUAUGUUUUAGAAUGUUUGACCCAAGCCUAGAUAAAUGUUUUUAUUGAAUACUUGCCAAAGGUAAAAUUGACGUUGUCAAAAGAAUCAUCCUUUUGGUCUUUGGAUUCAUUUCAAAGACUUAAAGAAAAUAUAGAUCAAGAAAAUCAAUUUAUUUUCCUUGUAAGAAGCAUAUGAGCAAUGUUUGCAAUUAAGUGCAAGACACAUGAUUUCUGGCAAUGCACCCAUAGUGUGUACCAUCAGAAAAUGUUAAUGAAGAGAGGAGAUUCAAUUUGUGAGUCUGAAUCUGCCAGACUAGAAGAGGGGAAUCCCCAUUGUUAGGUGGGUUGUGAAGUGUUAGCUAUGUGGGGGAUGUCCUACGUCAGGACACUCAAUCUUGACGUCGUCGUUUAGAUGAUUGAGAAGAAAGAGCAAUUCCAGAAAAGAAAGUACCACUUUUUUUUACAAGUUAGAACAUGUUUAAUGGAAUAACCCUGUGUCAAGUAAUGCAAUGGUACUUUACAUUGCUAUCAAGAUGCUUGGCAGGGAGGCCAGGAUGAAUACUUCCGUUAAAGACCAACAAGUAAGAUCUCUAUUGAUCAAUCUUGAAAUUAAAUCCCCUGCAAUGGCAAUGUGAAAGUUACAUUGUGAGUCAUUUUUCUAUCCAGGGGGUGUUUCACCAAGAGUUCAGGGCGACUGAGAAUCGCAUUUCAGAUGCGUGCGGUAAUAACGCAUCACCGCAUUGGUCAGAUCAUGACCAUGGGAUGCAGGGUGAACUACAGCGUAUCUAUCAAUCAGGUAAUGAUGCGCAUGGUGUUUAAGCCACAUUAGAAUCUUGGUGAAAAGUCCCCCCCCCCCCGCCUCCUCCAUCAUGUUAAUGUGUACAGUUUUAUGGUGUAUAUUUAUAAUGUACCUCUCUUAAAAAGUCACAAUGUAUAAAUAUUAAAAAGGUAAAUAUUAUUAUCAUAAAA
This is a messenger RNA of Lytechinus pictus (painted urchin), 4714 nucleotides long. RefSeq names its product tryptophan--tRNA ligase, cytoplasmic-like. Bases 3 to 1277 code for a protein of 424 amino acids. The transcript has 9 exons. Gene Ontology annotation, biological process: tryptophanyl-tRNA aminoacylation. The record is from RefSeq and is a predicted model, not a curated record. Gene Ontology annotation, cellular component: cytoplasm. Gene Ontology annotation, molecular function: ATP binding; tryptophan-tRNA ligase activity. NCBI's taxonomy places the organism in Eukaryota, Metazoa, Echinodermata, Echinoidea, Temnopleuroida, Toxopneustidae.